Molecule: messenger RNA, 1632 nt
Organism: Pochonia chlamydosporia 170
Lineage: Eukaryota; Fungi; Ascomycota; Sordariomycetes; Hypocreales; Clavicipitaceae
Product: penicillin-binding protein
Exons: 3
Coding region: 1-1632 (543 amino acids)
Source: RefSeq, a predicted model, not a curated record
AUGGUCGCCCCAUCUCGCUUUUGGCCGCAGGGUCUCGCAUUACUGCCGAGCUUGAUCGCAUCAGCAUCAGCCGACCAAAAACCACUGUCUCAUGGAACCACAUCUACUAACAAUCCAUUCGAUGCCAAAUUCGGAGCAUUUGCCAAGCAGACAUUGAGUGAAUGGAACGUGCCUGGCCUGUCAAUUGCCGUCAUUGACGACGACAAAGUCUUUGCAGAGGGCUACGGCUUUGCAACUCUGCCAGAUACGCCAGCUACCCCAGAAACCAUAUGGUACGGAGCAUCCACAACAAAGGCAUAUGUUGCCGCCGCCGUCGCCGCUGCGAUUGACUCCGGAAAUUACUCCCAACUAUCUCGUGGCUGGUCCACGACAGUGUCGUCCAUCAUCAGAGAUGACUUUGUCCUUCACGAUGAGCGGGCAACAGCUCAUAUCACGCUCGAAGACGCCGUCAGCCAUCGAACCGGUCUUGGCAGCCUCGACUUUUCAACUUUAAGGGAAGAGAACGGCGUGCAAGUUACGCCGAGGGACGUUGUCAGGCGAUUACGCCAUUUACCGCUCUUCGCGGAACCGCGCACGAAAUAUGCCUACUCUAAUGCCAUGUACGUUACGCUGGGGCAUGUUUUGGAAACAUUGACCGGUACCUCGCUGGCCAAGGUUCUCAAAAACUUGAUGUGGAGCCCUCUUGGGAUGAAAUCCACCUACUUUGACCUUGAUGACGCUAUUAAUGCGCCGGAGCAUCUGGCUUCGGGGUACAAGUGGGAUCCUAAGCAUAGCAACUACACAGAGGUGCCGUAUAUGGUGGUGACGGAAGAGGGUGGUGCUGGCGCCAUCUUCUCUAAUGUGCUUGACUACGCGAAAUGGGUCAAGUGUUUACUCCACGAGUCUGAACCUCUUUCAAAGUCGGUGCACAAGGACAUCAAGACGCCCAGAUUCAUCACGAGCCCACUUCCGGGCGGAGGGUUUGACACCGUUUUAUACGGGUUAGGAUGGGAGCGAACCCUGAUGUAUGGGCAUGUGGUGUAUCGCCAUAGCGGUGGCAUGCAUGCAUAUGGCGCCUAUAUUUACUGGCUCCCGGAAAUCAAGUACGGCGUCGUGUCGUUUGCCAACACGGCCGUCACGUCUAAUGCUGCUGAGAUUGUUCUCACGACAACCUUGAUUGCAGAUAAGCUGGGCAUCCCGGAACAUGAGCGUUUCGACUACGCAGCCAGUUCGAGAGCCCGGUUGGACGAGGCAGCAGAAUGGUUAAAGAACGCCCUCGACAUUCUCUACCCAAAUCGACCGAACACGCCCAUCCCUCCAACUCUAAACACAAGCCAGCUCGUCGGCACGUACUAUCAUCCUGGAUUUGGACCAAUCCGACUUCGGGAGGAGACGAAUCCCGACAAUCCAAACGAAAAAGUGUUGAAAUCAGACAGAGAAGAGGCGGCGUGGAGUCAGAAGUUUACGUUACACCAUGUGACGGGCGAUCAUUGGAUCAUCUAUGCAGAAAUGUAUGCCAUUUUUUCCAACACUGCUUUGAGGUGCCAGUUCAAGAUUGGUGUCGAUGGAAAGCCGGCUGGUUUGGAGAUUGAAUUUCUUGCUCGCGAGGCGAGUGUUGCCGAAGCUGUGGUACUGUUUGACAAGAUGGAGUGA